AUGGCACGUACUCCAGUAAGGUUGAAUGUAUACGAUAUGUAUUGGUUGAACGACUACGCCUCAACCCUUGGAUUUGGAGUGUACCAUACAGGCAUCGAAGUAUAUGGUGUUGAAUAUACAUACGGUGGACAUCCUUUCUCAUUUUCUGGAAUUUUUGAAAACUCACCAAAAGAUGCAGAAGAGUUGGGUGAGAAUUUUAAGUUCAAAGAAAGUAUCCUCAUCGGCGAGACUGACUUCAGUGCCACUGACAUAAAACAUCUUAUCCAGAUGUUGGGAAGUGAAUAUAGAGGCGACAGAUAUCACUUAAUUUCAAAAAAUUGCAAUCAUUUCACAGCUGCUUUAGCUAAGACACUGACUGGUAAAGAGAUACCAUCAUGGGUAAAUCGACUUGCUACUGUAUCAAGUUCAAUACCGUUCUUGGAGCGUUGUUUGCCGCGAGAAUGGUUGACGCCGGUGGCGUUACAGCAAAGUCUAGAAGAAAGACGAAGAAGUGGGGAUUAUACUUCAGCAUGUAUUGAGCGUGAUCAGGAAACUACUGAACAAUCGAAAAACGGCGGAAGACGUGCCAGCCUGCCGCUUAGUGGCAGCAUCGGGACAAAAUUGUCGGCUAGUGGUUUAACGGCGAAUUGUUCAGCAUCAACAAAUCUUCUAAAUACUACAGAAGCGGUACGUUCCUAUAGUCCAGUGCCACAUUUAUCAAAAAUCUGGAAUUCAAUCAAGAAUUUUACUACUGAUGGCACUCAGUCAACAACAGCUGUUUCUUCAUCAUCCAGUUCUCAGUCCAUUCAUGAGGAAGAGGGAAAGUAA
Acanthocheilonema viteae is the source of this 807-nucleotide messenger RNA. NCBI's taxonomy places the organism in Eukaryota, Metazoa, Nematoda, Chromadorea, Rhabditida, Onchocercidae. The record is from the annotation of a GenBank genome assembly.